Messenger RNA from Homalodisca vitripennis (glassy-winged sharpshooter), 2334 nucleotides. RefSeq lists its product as uncharacterized. Bases 1 to 2334 code for a protein of 777 amino acids. NCBI's taxonomy places the organism in Eukaryota, Metazoa, Arthropoda, Insecta, Hemiptera, Cicadellidae. The record is from RefSeq and is a predicted model, not a curated record. The transcript has 4 exons.
AUGGCAGAGGAGCAAGAACCACACCUAAAACACGGAAUGAAUUGGAAUAUUCUUAGAUUCCUGCCAACUUACUUUCUACAUUUGGCAUUAGCUUGGCCGCUCCCACAAGAGAAACUGACGAGAGUGCUGUCUCCAACCUUACAGAAACUAGAGAACUGUCUCGAGAUUGAUCUUGCUCAAGUCGAAGAGUUGAAGAAACAGUUUCAAAAUGACUUUGCGUUCAACGAAAGAGUUGUUUCUUCUGAUCCAUAUUUCGGACUCUUGGAAGAAGACUGGCGCCGUUUAAACCUUCUUCAGAGUAGACUUCCAGAGGGCUCUUUAUUGAAAAAGAAAUUAACACACGCGUUCCGUUUACUGAUAGCCGCAUUGUACCAAGCUCAUGAGGCUCUUGUUUCCACGGAAAUUGGGGACCAAGAAAUGUUUCACACAAACGAUAUGUCAGAAACAGACGCUAGAAACCGCAGCAACAUAAAUAACGAAGAUGCAGAACCACAAUCGACAGUUUUGUUUGAUCAUACCAGUGAUAAUAAGCUAAACUAUAUGACAACUACUGAAUCUUCUUUGAACUCAUUAGAAGAAUCAGAAAUAGAUAAUGAACCCGCAGAAUCUGACCCUAAGCAAUAUGUUGUAAAUUUCGCUAACUAUUCCGAGCCUACUGGUAACAGCAAUGAAGAGAAAACAAUUGGAAUUACUGACACGUCUGAAGCUCCAAUUAGUAUAGAAUUAGUAAAUGAAAAUCGUGUUAGCAAACCUACUCAAACAUAUCAAAGAAAUAAGAUAAAUUCUAUUGUAGAAUUGACGUCUACAAGAAGCCACAGUACUCAAACAUUAAAACCACAAGAUACCAUGUUAGAUCUAAGAAAUACAUCAUUAAAGCCACCAAUUAUAAUUCCACCUCAGGUGGUAACACUUAAUAAAGAUAAAUUAAAUAUUACUAAAGGAUCCGCAGAUACCUUAAAUAAUGAAGAUGAAACUGAUGUAAGCCUAGCUAAUACUGUAAUGACAGUAGCAACAACUAGAGAAGGUAAAUCGUUAUCUUCAUUUACUUCAUUUUCACAAAGCGAUAUAAAUUUUGAAGAUAAGCCAUCCUCAGCAAUGGAAGACAUAACAAGUGCAAAUAACUCUAUUUUAUAUACUACACCAUCUAUUACUAUUAAAAUGUCCAGUUGGGCAAAGAAUAGCAGUGUAAACCUGUAUACAACGCCUAGUACAACUGCAGCUUCAAAUUUACAUCUAAGCCCUCAUAAUACAAGUAACAGUGUUUUUAUAUCACCUUCACAAGUGCCUAUAACAACGCCUAGUUUUGACACCAUCAUAACAGAUAGUUGGGAAAAUAUAUCAGCUCACAAUGUGUCUACAACAUCUUCUAUCUUACAUACAGUACCUGAAAAUUUAACUAUUAGUUCAACAGGAAACUAUGGCAAUGUUUCAUCCCAAAUUGAACCAGUUGGAAUAUUUGAUAAUGAUUCAAAAAAGUAUUGGUUAUUCACAACAACUAGUUUUGAGAUAAAUACUGCUAUAAAGAAUGAUAGUGAAGAAUCCGAUAGUCGAAGUAAUGAAUCCGAUGAAAAUUCAACUACUUCUCAAGAUAUAAAUUCUUCACAAGAAACAGUUUUUUCUGUUCCUUUUAAAACUUUAGAAAGCGAAAAAUUAUCAACAAUUGUCUCUGAACUCGUUACCGAUCCUACUCAACAGAUUACUAGAGAGGAAUUUGAAGGUUUUCAAAAAGAAGAGUCGUCUACCGAACAAACUACAUCCAAAAAUAUUUUGGAGGAGGAACUUGGAGAAUCCACUUCAACCGUAACUACCACCGCAUCUAUUAUAGCAUCGAUAUCACGCCUUGAAACAGAUAAUAAUACUGAAAUACCAUUUUCCAAGUCUAGUAGUGAGAAAUCUGAAAUGGAUAAGCAUUUAGUAAAUUUAUUCUCAUCUACAACAAAACGAGAUUAUGAUGAUGAAAAUACAACUCCUUCUCAAGAUAUAAAUUCUUCACAAGAAACAGUUUUUUCUGUUCCUUCUAAAACUUUAGUAAGCGAAAAAUUAUCUACAAUUAUCGCUGAACUCGUUACCGAUCCUACUCAACAGAUUACUAGAGAGGAAUUUGAAGGUUUUCAAAAAGAAGAGUCGUCUACUGAACAAACUACAUCCAAAAAUAUUUUGGAGGAGGAACUUGGAGAAUCCAUUUCAACUAUCCUACUCAACAGACUACCAGAGAGGAGUUUGAAAGUUUUGAAAAAGAAGAUUCCUCUAUCGUACAAACCACAUCAACAAAUGUUUUUGAGGAGGAACUUGGAGAAUCCACUUCAACUGCAACUACCACAGCAUCUGUUAUGA